AUUCAAAAAGUUAGACUAAAUUUUUUUUUUAAAUGCCUAAACAUUGGCGAUGCAUCGGCGCACUUUUCUUUCACGUGCAUUGUAGAAAGAAACACAGUACAUAAUAAUAUUGAAAAAAAAAAAACGACACAUCGUUUCCUCUUUUCCCCAAAACCUAAACAGUCUCGCACCGCACAAACUCAGCGCAGGCUGCCCAUUUCCAAUCGCCGUCGAGCUAGCACCGCCGCUCGCCCCUUUCUCUCCGUUUUGUUACGCAAGAAUUAUCACUUGUCUUUGAGAAAAAAAAAAAAAAAAAAACAACGAAAAUUGAGAUUAUUAUCACUUUCUCAUAAAAAGUUGAACCCUUUUCUUGACAGUAAUGGCCUUGAGAACAUUAACAAGAAAGGUCGCUCCUAGACUAUUGCCCUUGCUUUCUUCUGCUUCACCUCUCCAUUCCCAUGCCACAAGCUUUGGGUUUAAAGAAGUAAGGGAAGAUGAAAAGAGUCAAUUGGUGGGUAAUGUCUUCAGCAAUGUUGCUUCCAGCUAUGAUCUAAUGAAUGAUGUGAUGACUGCUGGAUUACAUAGAUUAUGGAAGGACAGAUUGGUUUCUGAAUUGAACCCAUUUCCUGGUAUGAAACAUCUUGACGUUGCUGGUGGAACAGGGGAUGUUGCUUUCAGAAUUCUAGAAACAAUAAACAGCACUAGACGUAGAGCUUUGCAAGAUGUUCACGAAGAUGGUUUAGGAGAAGAAACGCAAAUUUAUGUUUGUGAUAUCAACCCUAACAUGCUUGAUGUUGGUAAAAAACGAGCCUUGGAGAAAGGUCUUGGAGAACACCAAUCACUUAUAUGGGUGGAGGGAAAUGCAGAGGCCUUGAGCUUUGAAAAUGCUUCAAUGGAUGGUUACACUAUUGCAUUUGGGAUAAGGAAUGUAACUCACAUAGAGAAAGUACUUGCUGAAGCCUAUAGGGUGCUAAAACCAGGUGGGAGGUUUCUUUGCCUUGAGCUGAGUCAUGUGGAUGUUCCUGUGUUUAAAGAAGUGUACGAUUAUUAUUCGUUCUCAGUUAUUCCCACCUUAGGUCAGCUAAUUGCAGGUGACCGAGAAUCCUAUCAGUACUUAGUUGAGAGCAUCCGCCGUUUUCCUCCUCAGGAGACCUUUUCAUCAAUGAUAGCAGAUGCAGGAUUUCAGAAGGUUGAGUAUGAAAAUCUUAUUGGAGGAGUGGUUGCCAUCCAUUCAGGUUUAAAAGUUUAAUUUAUUGGACUUUUAUGAAUUUCCAGCAAACGUAUCUUAUCUCAACUCAACAGCAAGUACUUCACCUAUCAUUACCAUAAUUUACAGUAGGUGGAAAUUUGUUUCUUUUGGAGGUAUAAGUAUGUUUUUCCAACAGUUUUCACGGAUUGUCAUUAUCUUCUUUGAUAUUUUGUAAUAAAUUCAUGAAUUUAUUCAGCUUAAACAAGCUUGAAAAAUAAGUUCUAAGAAAAUAGUUGUACUAUAAUAUCAAUAAAUUUAAAGGUUACUACUGUCUAA
Cannabis sativa is the source of this 1504-nucleotide messenger RNA. Its product is annotated as 2-methoxy-6-polyprenyl-1,4-benzoquinol methylase, mitochondrial. Gene Ontology annotation, molecular function: methyltransferase activity. Gene Ontology annotation, biological process: ubiquinone biosynthetic process. Lineage: Eukaryota; Viridiplantae; Streptophyta; Magnoliopsida; Rosales; Cannabaceae. The transcript has 8 exons. The record is from RefSeq and is a predicted model, not a curated record. Gene Ontology annotation, cellular component: mitochondrion. Bases 359 to 1228 code for a protein of 289 amino acids.